Messenger RNA from Scheffersomyces stipitis CBS 6054, 1830 nucleotides. RefSeq names its product Fgr29p (gene FGR29). The transcript has 2 exons. NCBI's taxonomy places the organism in Eukaryota, Fungi, Ascomycota, Pichiomycetes, Serinales, Debaryomycetaceae. The annotation marks the transcript as partial. The record is from RefSeq and is a predicted model, not a curated record.
AUGAAAACAGGAGCCGUGGGCGGUGGGGGUAGCCAUCUCUACAUUCAGCAUAAGCAGAACCUCGAGUUUAAAUAUCUCUAUUUCAAGAUCCAGAAGCUCAUUAACAAGAAGGUCAACCUUAGUCUCAAGUAUGAACAGUUGAAAUCUCCGGAGAUUCACUCCACUUUGAUAAAGCCCAUCACUGACACAAUUAUCAAAACGGCUGAUGCAAAAUCACUUCUAUACAAGCUAAAGACUUACGAUAUUUACAAGUAUGGGGAAGAACAGACUGUGUCCGACAAGGUUGUCUUUAUUCUUCUUCUUCUACGGUACGAAUACCUCAUUCAGUCAGAAAACAACUUGAUUUCUCAUGAAUUGCUUAUAACUAAAGCCAACCUAUGUGAGUUAUUGGCUAUCCGAAUGUUGAGGGAGUACAAGUCCUACAAUCGAAUAAACCUACUUUUCAUUAAUCCGUUGCGGACCCAAACUUUCAACACCUUGGAGUUGGCCGUUCUUUCGAAUUCAAAGAGAUUCUUGACCCAGCCCAUUAUUGUUAGAAUUUUGGACAGAUUCUAUAAUGGAGAGUUGAUCAGAGAUUCGUUGUACAACAUGGAGAACGACGAUGACGAAAGAUCAUUAAUAGGCAACAACGUUAAGCACAAUAAGCUUGCAAAGUUAACAUUCAAGAACAUUGUUAGCAGAUGCAGAUAUGUGCCAAAAUACCAGUCGUUGGUUAUAAACUUGAGACUUGUAGCCUUUAUGAUGAUGUACUUUUUGCUCAUUCUUUCUAAGAGAGGUAGCCAGUUCAGCAAGUAUUCAUUGUCAGGUAUAGAAACCGCCUUUUGGUUAAUUGGAAUGCAGUUGAAUUUGGAAUUUCUCUUGAAGAUCUCCAAGAUCGAAGUGAGGUUCUUCCGAAUGAUUAUAUGGAACCAUAUAGACUUCAUCUUGAUAUGUCUUGUGGAUUUAUCCUUUCUUUUGAAAAUUACAUACCUGCCUUACUACAGAGAUGUGUUUAGUUUGAUUUCAAUUAUCAUACUCCCAAGAAUGCUAUCUGUUCUCAACAACUAUCGGUUUUUCAAUUUGAUAAUUGUCUCGUUCAACAGAAUGAUGUGGAAUUUGAUGGGACUCCUUUGUUUCUUCACCUCCUUGAUCAGUGGGUUCUUCUUUGCAUUUAUCACUUUAUCCAAAGAUCGGUCUAAUUACGAUAUCAUGUUUGAUAUGGUGAAGAUAUUCUUUGGAUUCACACCGUCUGUGUGGAACAACUGGGACAACUACAACCCGCUAGGAAAAACAAUUCAAAUGGCGUAUUUAUUCUUGAUUCAGUUCUUCAUUGGCACUGUCAUGGCUAUCGUGUUGAGUAGAGUAUUUGCAAAGGUAAACGAGCAAAACCAACAGGAAUUUGAUUACUUCAAGGCUACCAACUUGAUUCUUUACUUCAAAAUGGCUGAAAUCAACAGUGAGAACUCAGCCAUCAUGAAAUUGUUGAAUCUUGCAAACUUCCCAACUAAUGUUUUGAUAAUGACAUAUGAAAUGCUGAUCGGUAGGUUCUUUGUACCUACUCAAGAUACUACAAACGAACUCAAAUUCUACACAUUCCUCUCCAGGAAUGACUACGACCAGGAGCUUGUUGAUAUGCUCAGCGAAGAUGCAGAUGGCGAAAGCUUAUUGGUGCAAAAGAGAUAUAGCCAAAUCAAGGCUACACCUGCUUUGAAUCAGGUUCAGUCCAUAAGCACGUUGGGAGGAAACUUCCGGAGUGCAUCGACUGAUUCCAACUUCAUCGAUGAAAUCUUGAAUAAGAAAUACGGCAAGAAGUCGAUUCCUUUGGAGAAGGUGAAGACAAACAACAGCGAC